AUGAGGAGGUGGAGCUCAAGCUUCAAGGCCAUCUCCUGCCAUGGUGACCUGCCGCCUCCGCCUUUCAGCAAGGAUCAAUUGCCCCUCAAGACCUUUCCGUCUCUCACGCCAAAGAAGGGCGAGGUCGUGGUCUCGGUGAAAGUUGCAGCAGUGAACUUCCCGGACGUGCUCAUCGCACAAGGGAAGUAUCAGAUGAAACCAGAGAAAGAGUUCAGUCCUGGGUUUGAGUUCUCAGGGACCGUGAAAACUACCGGGGAGGAGGUCAAGCAUCUGCAGGCUGGAGAUCGGGUGAUCGGGUUUGUUCCUUGGGGCGCCUUCGCAGAAGAAGUAUCCGUGUCCCGGCAUAACUUGAUCAAGAUGCCGGAGGGAAUGGACUUCAAGGAUGGAGCAAGCUUGCUCAUGGCGUACGGAACUUCAUACUACGCCCUCCACCAUCACGGAGCGAUCAAGGCUAGCGAUACCGUACUGAUCCUUGGAGCCUCUGGGGGAGUCGGGCUUGCCGCGCUGGAGCUGGCCAAGGCUCAGGGAGCUAAGGUGAUCGCCACCGCAUCCGAAGAUUCGAAGCUUGAGCUGUGCAAGGCCCGGGGGGCGGAUGUACUGAUAAACUACAAGAAGGACGACCUGAAGAAAGCGAUGAAAGAGGUUGCGCCCGAAGGAGCCGACAUAGUCUAUGACCCGGUAGGUGGAGAUCUCACCGAGACAGCGCUGAGGAACGUCAAGUGGAACGGCCGAUACCUUGUCAUUGGAUUUGCAUCCGGAGAGAUUCCGAAGAUCCCUUUGAACAUCCCCUUGCUGAAGGGUUGCUCCAUUCACGGCGUGUUCUGGGGCAGUUUCGCCAUGAGGGAACCUCAGAGGUUGCAGCAACAAAUCAAGAGCAUCAUGGAGUUGUACCUCGCUGGAAAGGUUAAGCCGCACGUCAGUGCAGAGUAUCCCCUCGAAGAUGCGUAUUUGGCACUUAAUUCCUUGGCGGGCCGAAAGGUUCUAAAUCUACUCUCUUCAAACUUUCGGAUCCUUUGUGACCGUCGGAUUUGCAGGCGACAGGAAAGGUGCUUCUGA
Messenger RNA from Guillardia theta CCMP2712, 1056 nucleotides. RefSeq lists its product as hypothetical. Lineage: Eukaryota; Cryptophyceae; Pyrenomonadales; Geminigeraceae. Bases 1 to 1056 code for a protein of 351 amino acids. Gene Ontology annotation, molecular function: oxidoreductase activity. The record is from RefSeq and is a predicted model, not a curated record. The transcript has 5 exons.